Emys orbicularis (European pond turtle) is the source of this 1350-nucleotide messenger RNA. Its product is annotated as intersectin-1-like. The transcript is spliced from 11 exons. Lineage: Eukaryota; Metazoa; Chordata; Testudines; Emydidae. Bases 1 to 1350 code for a protein of 449 amino acids. Gene Ontology annotation, molecular function: guanyl-nucleotide exchange factor activity. The record is from RefSeq and is a predicted model, not a curated record. Gene Ontology annotation, biological process: positive regulation of Rho protein signal transduction.
AUGGCAGCCAUUGGGUGUGCUGACUUACACCUCCUGGACAUGUUGACGCCUACUGAAAGGAAAAGGCAGGGAUACAUCCACGAACUGAUCGUAACAGAAGAGAACUAUGUAAAUGACCUGCAGUUAGUCACAGAGAUCUUCCAGAAACCACUGAUGGAGUCUGAGCUGCUAACAGAAAAAGAGGUCGCUAUGAUUUUUGUUAAUUGGAAGGAGUUGAUUAUGUGCAAUAUCAAACUACUGAAAGCACUGCGUGUUCGUAAAAAGAUGUCUGGGGAGAGGAUGCCAGUGAAAAUGAUUGGCGACAUACUGACCGCACAGCUACCACACAUGCAACCUUACAUCCGGUUCUGUAGCUGCCAGCUCAAUGGGGCAGCAUUAAUCCAGCAGAAAACAGAUGAAGUCCCAGAGUUCAAGGAGUUUGUUAAAAGGUUAGCAAUGGAUCCUCGCUGUAAAGGAAUGCCGCUGUCAAGUUUUCUGCUAAAGCCUAUGCAAAGGGUAACAAGAUACCCGCUAAUAAUUAAAAAUCAACUCGUCUUUAAUUCUGUUACAAACUGCUUGGGACCACGCAAGUUUCUGCACAGUGGAAAACUCUACAAAGCCAAGAGCAACAAGGAACUGUAUGGUUUUCUGUUCAAUGAUUUCCUCCUGCUGACUCAGAUCAUAAAGCCUCUUGGUUCCUCUGGUACAGACAAGGUCUUCAGCCCCAAGUCUAAUCUGCAGUAUAAAAUGUAUAAAACUCCCAUUUUUCUAAAUGAGGUACUAGUAAAAUUACCCACAGACCCUUCUGGAGAUGAGCCCAUCUUCCAUAUCUCCCACAUUGAUAGAGUCUACACGCUUCGUGCAGAAAGCAUAAAUGAAAGGACUGCCUGGGUUCAGAAAAUUAAAGCUGCUUCUGAACUUUACAUAGAGACUGAGAAGAAGAAGAGGGAAAAGGCCUACUUAGUUCGCUCCCAAAGGGCAACAGGCAUUGGAAGGUUGAUGGUGAACAUUGUGGAAGGCAUUGAACUAAAACCUUGCAGGUCACAUGGAAAGAGUAACCCAUACUGUGAGGUGACAAUGGGCUCUCAGUGUCACAUCACCAAGACUAUGCAGGACACUCUCAACCCUAAAUGGAACUCUAACUGCCAAUUCUUUAUCAAAGAUCUGGAGCAGGAUGUACUCUGCAUAACCGUGUUUGAGAGGGAUCAGUUCUCCCCAGACGACUUUUUGGGCCGAACUGAAAUCCGUGUGGCGGACAUUAAGAAGGAUCAGGGCUCAAAGGGACCAGUUACAAAGUGUCUCCUCCUGCACGAAGUCCCAACAGGAGAGAUCGUAGUCCGACUAGAUCUGCAAUUGUUCGAUGAACCUUAG